This is a messenger RNA of Penaeus monodon (black tiger shrimp), 3156 nucleotides long. RefSeq lists its product as uncharacterized. The transcript has 3 exons. Gene Ontology annotation, biological process: proteolysis. The record is from RefSeq and is a predicted model, not a curated record. NCBI's taxonomy places the organism in Eukaryota, Metazoa, Arthropoda, Malacostraca, Decapoda, Penaeidae. Bases 1 to 3156 code for a protein of 1051 amino acids. Gene Ontology annotation, molecular function: aspartic-type endopeptidase activity.
AUGGGAGACAUGGAGAAACUUCAGAAGAAGAGGGCAGUCGCCCGAGGGUGGGCAACUCGCAAAUCUAACACAUUGAAGGGCCUUCUCAACAAUCCAGAUGUCAGUGUCAUCGAUCUGCAAGCUGCCAUGGAUGACUUUGAUCAACGUCUUGCCAGUUUGGAGGAGGUACAAACUUUGUUAGAAUUAGAGACUGAUCUUGCGAACUUGGAUGAAGAGCUCGAUAACGCCUCUGAGUUUUUUCAAGAAGUCCGUAAGCCCUGGCUGCAAGCUGCACAGAGGUUGGGGGAUUUGAUGAAAGGUGAGAAGAGUGAAUCUAUUUCAUCCUCUAGUCCCAGUAAAAUAUCUAGUAGCAACAAGAUGACAAAUGUAAAGUUAUCCAAAUUAGAGUUACCAAAGUUCAAAGGAGAUGUAACUCUGUGGCAGUCAUUUUGGGACCAGUUUAAGACUCAUGUGCAUGAUUCUGACAUUCCAGUGAUAGCUAAAUUUAGCUACCUGCAGUCAUUAUUGGAAGGAGAUGCAAAGGGUGUUGUAAAAGGACUUGCACAUACCGAAGCAAAUUACCAAAUUGCUUGUGAUAUGCUGAAAGAAAGAUUUGGAAGACCUGAGCGUAUUAAAUUUGCACAUGUACAAGCACUUUUGAAUUAUAAAUCUUCUGUGAAAGGCAAGGGACCAAAGUAUGUGUCCUCCUUGUGGAAUCUAAAUGAUGAAUUGCUGACACACAUCCGUAGCCUAGAAGCUUUGGGAGUAUCAGGGGAGCAGUGUGAAGUGUUCCUGACCCCCAUCAUCCUGGCAUGCCUUCCUGAGGAGCUAAGAAUGGAGUGGGCCAGAGAAGGCUCUGGCCAUGAAAGUGACCUCAGUUGGUUGCUGCAUUUUCUUCAGAGAGAAAUUGAGAGAAUUGAGAGAUCAGAAACCUUCAGUGUUGUGUUAGGGAAGGCAGAAGGACGGUUUGUGGAAUCUGAGAAAAGAAGAGUACCAUCUGCAUCAGCUCUGUACACAUCAUCUGAAGCAGGAUCAUAUUUUUGUGCAUUCUGCAGCAAGAAACACAAGUCUGAGAAGUGCUGGGAUAUUCAGAAGCUCUCAUUUAAGGAACGUGAAGAAAGGAUUAAAGCAACCCGUUUAUGUUUUAAGUGUUUAAGUAAGGGACAUAUUGCCAGUGGUUGUCGAAUCAAGUGUUCCAAGUGUAAUGGAAAUCACAAUUCUCUUUUGUGUAGAGCAAAGGGCGACAUAAACUCCAAUAAAGCUAUGAAAAAGGACAUUAGUGAUCAGAAGAUUAGUGAUACUGCUGAAUCUUCUUCAGAGAAUUGCAGUCCUGAAGUGAAUCAUGUUGGAGUUGCUCUUAGUAAGUGUAAUGUGUUAACAAAAACUAGCUAUGUGUUACAAACGGCUAGAGUUAAAGUGUAUGGUGAUUCAGGUAUUUGUUGUGAAGCCACCUUGUUAUUUGAUACUGGCUCUGAUAGAUCUUAUGUGUCCAGUAAUUUUGUGAAGAAAGUUAAGCCUAAGUGGGUGAGCUCGGAGACGGUGUCAUAUGCUGCCUUUGGAGGUAGUAAGUCUCAUCCAGACUUUCAACUUGCUGAUGAUUACAAAAAUAAUAGUCACCUGAGUAUAGAUAUACUAGUAGGUUUGGAUGCUUAUUGGGGACUUAUGGAUCCUGAAAUUAAGCCAUAUCAGAGAAAUGGAUUAGUAGCCCAAAGGUCUGUCUUUGGUUGGGUUUUGUCUGGCUCAUGGAUGAAUUCUACUAACAAGCCAUUUGAGGCUACCCAAAUGUUAUGCAUAGGAAAUGUAACAGAUUCUGAUUUACGGGAAUUUUGGCGUUUAGAAUCUGUUGGAAUAACUCAAAAGGAAACUGUUACUUGCCCAUUUACCUCAGACCCUGUUCUACAACAAUUUUGUGGAAAUGUUAAGUUUGAUGGGGGGCGUUAUGAAGUAGGCUUACCCUGGAAGUCGGAUGACUAUGAGGGAAUAAUUGAGGAAGUCCCUUCAAAUGAGAUUGUAUGUUCUCAGCCCAUUUAUUAUAUGCCUCAUCGUCCAGUUGUUAAAGAAAGCAGUACUUCAACUAAGAUUAGACCAGUUUUUGAUGCUUCUGCAGCUAGUUACAAUGGCGUUUCUUUAAAUGAUUGUCUUGAGUCUGGUCCUUCACUUAUUCCUGAUCUUGUGAAAGUUUUGAUUCAUUUCAGAAGGUGGAAAGUUGCACUGACUGCUGAUAUUACCAAGGCUUUCUUACAUAUCUGUGUUCAGCAAAAGGACCGAGAUGUUCAUCGCUUUCUUUGGAAAUGCAAAGACUCCAUUAGAAUUAUGAGGUUUAUGCGUGUCCCCUUUGGCAACACAUGUAGCCCUUUUUUGCUAAAUGCAACUUUCAAAUAUCACUUACAGUCUUUUCCUAAUACUGAAGUCAUAGAAGAAUUAAAGGAAAACCUUUAUGUGGGUGAUUGGCUGUCAGGGGCAGACAGUGCUGAAGAGGCUUCUGAUAAGUUUAAAGAAGCUCAGAGAAUUUUGACAUUAGCAGGGUUUCCUCUUUCUACAUGGCGUUCAAACUGUAGAUUACUGACUACAAAGUUUAAUGACAAAAUUGAUCAUGGUAAGGAACAUGUAUCCACCAAGGUUUUAGGUAUGAUGUGGUUAUCCUUAACAGACCAGUUUGUUUUUGGGGACUUUGAUUUAGAUACAGAGACGCAGUUGGUGUCAACAAAAAGAGCAGUUCUGAGUCUCAUAGCCAAGCUUUUUGACCCACUUGGUUUGAUUAGUCCCUUUGUCAUGUAUGCUAAAAUCCUCUUUCAAGACAUAUGGAGACUUGGGCUUGAUUGGGAUGAAGUACUACCUAAAGAGUUGCAAAAUAAGUUCCAGAAUUGGGUUAAGAGUAUUGCUGCUCUUAAAUACUGGAAGAUAAAUCGCUGCUAUUUCCCAGAAAUUUCAUGGAGUAAGUUGUCGGGUCUGGAACUUCAUGCUUUUGGUGAUGCUUCAGAGAAGGGGUAUGGAGCUUCUGUGUACUUAAGAGUUCCCCUUGGGGGUGGGACAUACCAGGUGUCAUUUGUAGUAGCAAGGUCUAGGGUAGCUCCAAUAAAAAGGGUUACUUUAUCCCGACCAGAGUUGCUUGGGGCUUUACUUUGUGCUCGGCUCUUAGAAAACUGUGGAUCUACCUGUAGAAGAAAGUUACUGUGA